This is a messenger RNA of Ceraceosorus guamensis, 4211 nucleotides long. RefSeq lists its product as hypothetical. The transcript has a single exon. The coding region runs from base 287 to 3763 and encodes 1158 amino acids. The record is from RefSeq and is a predicted model, not a curated record. Lineage: Eukaryota; Fungi; Basidiomycota; Exobasidiomycetes; Ceraceosorales; Ceraceosoraceae.
UGGAGCUUCAUGAUGGAUGUUCAUCAUGCUUCAAUGCAUUUGACUUUUAGCGUCGAUGCAAACAAAUCCACAAAUCUCAUUCUUGAUUCUCAUGCCAGCCCUUUGAGGCGCUAGACACUCAUCGUACAGGAGGUCGGAGACGAGCCCGAGUGGAAUUGCACCUUGUUGCGACUUGCACGUCCCUCCUCCGACCACAGAGAUUACGUCGACAUUGUGGUCGUCUGAAGCGGCCCCCGUCCCUUGCACCUUCUUGCGAAGUACCAGCCCUUCUACUGACCUUGGAUGAAUGAGCCUGAGCCUUAGGAUGUCAUCUCACUCUGGGCGUGCCGUUGGACCGCACAUAGUCCUCGCAUACAGGCAAGUGCGACCUCGCUCCUUGCUGCACCAGCAAGCCAAGCUGCCCUCCGUCUGCACCUGUGGCCAACGAUCGCUCGCAACGACGCCUCGAUGCAGACAACCUCAAACGAACGAGCAGCCCGUCGCGACAGACUUUUUUGGUCGCAACGCAAAGUCUUCAGCGCAUGCAACAGCAGCACAACAAGCCCUUCGAUCCGCCAGCGAAGCCAACGUUUCACCUCAAGCACGGGCCGCACUGUUGCGGAGCAGCCUGAGCAACGAUGGCCCAUCACAGCUGCAGUCUGCGUUGGAAACGGAGGCUGACAAGCACAGCCCACAAAAAUUCAGCUUGCGUGGCUUCAGCGCCGCGGACCUGUUUGCACAUGUGCUGUCCAAGCAUGACCAGCCCGCGGGUUACAAAGCCACGUUGCGAUCACUCUUCGACGACGAUCAAGAGUUUGCCGAGAUUUGCAGGGCAUGCAAACGUGCUAAGGUCAAUGAGAGCAACCUUCUAGUAUGGCAGCGCGCUGCUCGAUCGGUCAAUUGGAAGCAAGCAAUUGGCUUCAUACGCAGUGCUGAGCUAGAAAAGAGCAUUCCUGGCUUUCUGCUCUGCAGCUUGGCUCCUCUCGUCUCCACUGCAGAAGAGGUCCAAGACGCCUUAAACGUCAUCUUCCUUAACACUGAGUUCGACAAGCGGCAGGAACAUCAAACCAUCGCGUUUGCCAUGGUCGCUGAGAGGGCUCUGAUCGAUAUCGACUCGAAGCGCUUCAUCCCCAUCAUCGUAAAGAAGACGAUGGAAUUCUUGAGCUGUCACCCGACGCCUAUUAGCUCGGGAGGUGUGGUGCAUAGCAGAAAACAUCAGAUCGCGCAUCGUCUGAACAAGUACGGACUCGCAGCGCCCUCGGAGAUAGUGAACCUCUUUCGAAGGGUAGCGAUCGCCCUGACUCGCUCUAAUAGCGAGCAGUCGCGCAGUAGUGCGAUACACUUGCUGGCACCUUUGUCUACCGAACGUCGUUUCAAGGACAUCUUGGUCGCGGUAUGCGAGGUCUACUUGAAUGUAAGCCCCGUCGCCAACGAGCGGAAAGCGGGUCUCGAGCGUCUCACCAGACCUCUGCACCUUGCUCACGGACCUGUCAGCUUGGAAAUGCUGGACAUCAGCCAUCCUGCUGCACGCGAGUCUGGCUGGCUACGCUUGAGACUUGCAGAGGUAGCCAUGGAUCUUUUGAAAGAGUGGUUCGUCGACAAUAGGCAACGGAGACGAGCUGCAAACACAAUGGUCGAGGCUGCUGUCAACGAUGAAGAGUUCGAAGCUGCAGCGAUUUGGAUUGAAAAAGCAAGAGGUUUGAGGAGGAGAAAUCACUCUACGCAAGGACUCAGCCCUACUGCUUUGGCCUGGGAUGUCCGCGCGUACGCUUCCACCAGUCAGUAUGAAAGUGCUUGGCCUGCUUUCGCCAAACUUCAAGAGCGGCUGCGACUCGACUCGGAGCGCCGGGCUUCAGAUGAGAGCUUUGAAGAGGCGGCAACGACGGCUGCCGCUCCUCCUUCCUCGUCCGAUGCUUUAGGCGUCGGGCUGCACCAGCAACCGAUGUCGACGAGCUUCUCUGGCGCUGUUGACAACGUUGAGGAGGCGCGCAUUGUACGUGAAGGCUCGGUGGCAUCCUUCGAGAGUGAAGAUACUGGGCUUUUCGACACGGCAGAGGCCAUCGAAUUCGAUGAAGUGGCAGUAGCCAUUGCUGGGAGCUCUAACAACAAAGCCCAUGACACUUCGACCGCCUCUUCGGCCCAGGCUGAGGAGCGGCCAGAAAAAGACGACGCCGACGAAGCGGCUGCGGAACAGCUUUACACUUUCAAUCGGGGAUCUCGAGGCGAUCUGGGCUUCUUACCAGAAUCGGGCACAUCAUCGCCUGCCUAUGACCUGGCCGCAUCGAUGUCCGCAUACAUUGCUGUCAUCCAUAUGGCUGCAAGACAGCCAGGCAAUGAUCCUCGUGCCUUGUUCCACUGGGUAGGCCUCACUGAGGACAAGGGCGAGUUCUACGAGGAGCAUCCAUUUGCGAGGUUCCCCAAACCGCCCGAAAGCAUUCUGAAGAGUCUGGAGCUAUAUACUGGCUUGAUCAUCAAUUUGGAAUUGGCGCACGGAGCCCAACUGAACGACGUCCGUUUGGUCUGGAAAGUCAUGUCGCGGAACGGAGUUCAAGCGGACCUCAACGCGCUCAUCGUCAUGUGCGCUGCCGAGACUCGGCAUGACAACACACACGUGGCCAUUGCGCGGCUCAAUUCUUGGUGCAAAGCAUGGGCGCGACGAGCUGAGCUGGAACGUCGUGAACUGAAUCGACGUGGACCGCCGCGUAGAGAGAUCAACAAAUGGGACCGGCUUAGACUCAAGGCGAAAUUCUUGGAGGAAGAGCGGCAGGCAAGGGCAGCUCAGGUGGAAUCUGGAAUUCCUGUUCCAGACCCAGAGCUCGACGCAACCGUCACUCGACCAGAAGGACCGUUGAACGCACAUGCGAUCAAUGUGAUAUUGAGAGGUCUGCUCGGCAAGGACCGUCAUGCCCUCGUCUGGACGAUAGCUACGGAACAAGCUCCAACGUAUGGCGCAGCGCUGAACAAACGCUCUCUAGCGCUUUUGCUACGUGCAGCCACCAGAUUGGGCGUCGGCCACUUUCAACAAUACUUGACGGAUGCUAGCAUCUCCAGAAGGUACAGGUCGUGGAUGCCAGAAGAGCAAGGUGCCGAGGUUGCCUUGUGGAAUGCCGAGUUCCCGCCUAGACAAGCAUUUAGCCUCUUCAAAGCCGUCUUGCUCCAGCACCACCCUCAAGUGAAGGACGUGACCAAUCCGCUCGGUUCCUAUGGCACCAAGCUAGGUGCCAACGACUAUGCGGACGAUUUAUCCGAAGCCGAAGGCACACAGUUCGGCACAUUGCUUCGCAUCAUCGAGCGGGCGCAGGAAGGCGGAGAGGUUGCAAGUAUCGAAGGUAUAGCGACCAGAAUCUUUCCAAAAUAUGUUGAGCUAGACCGACACGUCUUUCACGAGUACGUCCUCAUGCUUCGACUUUUGCGAUGGCGCGCCAUCCCAUCUGCGACGGCCGAGACCUCAGCGACGGCAACCAGAUCUGCCAUCUGGCAGGCGCUGGGAUGGAUGCGCGCGCUCGAUAUCCGUCCAAAGUACGCGACGCUAUGCAUCGCAUGCCUCGAGCUUCAACAGGACGCUCUCGACGUGUCGGUGGAGUCGGAAGAGACGAGACGGAAGAGCGCGGCUGGGCAGAUGCACUCUUGGCUGUGCGAAUGGAUCGGACAAGACGAGGUGCCGACUUUUGCGGUUCUGGCAAAGUAUCAAGACGCGCUUGAGACGGUCGAUGUUGCCCGUCAAGAACAAGCCUGGCUCAGACAAAAGGCGGCGUUCGGAAGACGCAACAGGUCCAGGCGAUGAACAUUGCUUUAAACAGCUCUCUUCCGCGCUUCGAAUGUACCUACUGGUCAGCAAAGCGGCAGAACGAAAUCUUCAGCCCCGCAACUCAUCGCAGGUGUCAUUAGCGGGCGAUUGCGUGUCUGCCAGGACUGUGCAGACUCUGAGUCUAGCAUACCUGGCAAAUCCUUCUCAAUCUUCGCAAUUUUCGACGCGGAGGAGUUGUGUGACUCGAUUGCAAUCUGGUGAGCGCGAAUGAACAAUGACACAUGAAAGCAGAGAGCAUCCUGGAUUAAGGAGGGGGUCCUUUCAGGCUCUUUGCUUUUGCCUGGCACCAAUGACCUUGAGCUGCAGAGAGGCUCGGAGUCAGUUGCAAAAUGCAAGGCUUCGAGGGAGUAUCAUGUGAUCUCACCUUGUUGUAGACUUUGCCAGGUGGGGCACCCAUGAUGAGGCUGACGAUUGCAUCUCUAGC